Leptomonas pyrrhocoris is the source of this 622-nucleotide messenger RNA. RefSeq lists its product as hypothetical. The record is from RefSeq and is a predicted model, not a curated record. Bases 155 to 622 code for a protein of 155 amino acids. The transcript has a single exon. Lineage: Eukaryota; Euglenozoa; Kinetoplastea; Trypanosomatida; Trypanosomatidae.
GUAAGAAUGAGAAUAGCACGAGCCUCUCCGUGCCCUUCGUUGCAUCUGAUUUCUACGCUGAACACUAAAAGCCACUCAACGCCUUCUUUGCUGCUUUGUUGCUUUGCUGCUCUUGCAUUCUCGAUCAAGACCUGCGCUACAAACGAGCUUCCAAAUGACUUCUCCCCCCACCGUCACCGUUGCCAUCCAGAUGGGGAUGAGCCUGGAUGGUAAAAUCAGCGGCGAUUUCAUCCGAGUCCCGAACGCGCGCGCGUUCGCCCGUGCCGCCUACCGUAUCGACAACGAGUACUUCAAGCCCAAGACGCAGGUGUGCCUGGUCGGGCGCCAGUCCAUGGAGACCUUUGCAGACCUGGAGUCCCCUGAGAACUACCCCGUCUCCGACCGGAAGGGCGAUCGCAGCGACUUCCACGCCGACUUGGAGACGAACCCCGCACCUCCCGGCAACCAUUACCAGGCCUGGGUGGACCCGCACGGUCGCCUUGGCUGGAAGAUGAACAUUCGACACAUCGAGAGGUUUACCUUUCCUUUUUGCGAUUGCUGUUGGUGCUGUCGUCGUUGUAACGAUCACGAACAUACUACGAUAGUGGUAGAAGUUGGAGAGAGAAGAGCUUAUGGUAAAUAA